CUUCUCCUCCAGCUGGAAUCGCAGCCGCUGUCACCUCAAGCCCCCCUCUGGGUGGAGGAGGGAGGGGGAGGGGAGAGAAAAAAAAGCCAGGAACGUGAGAAUUGCGCUUGCGCAACAGCCGUCGCCGGCCUCAGACCGGAAAUUGCCGUCCCUCCCACCUCCAUCCGGAAAUCACUUCCUGGGACUUGUUUGCUCUGUGGGUUAGCCGCUCAAGUGUUUGUCUAAGUGGCGUUUUUUCAUUCUCUCUGUGCCUAUAGGGUACUGAGACUGGGCGUGUGAGGUUUUAGCCCAAGAUAGUAAAGGUUUUGUUGACUUGAAAAUGAGGGUGACUAAAAAUUAAAGCAGGGAAGCUAGGAAUUCCCCCAUUUCGCUACCCCAGAAAUCGUCCUUUGAUAGUAUUACUUUACUCAUGGCGUCUGCUAUGUCUGUCCUCAAGGCGCUUCCUCAAAUUUAGAAGCAAAAAGACUUUAACAAGACAAAAAUCGAUAGCCUGUUAGUUUAGCAGUUGGAGUGGAAAUCAAUUAAGUCAGCUGAGGAAAAAGAGAGUAAUGGGAUCUCUUCAAAAUUCAAAUCCAUAAUUUUUAAAGGACAGGGGAAAAGCUGGACCUCAAUUUUUUAAACAUAAAAUAAUGAGAUGCUAGCAACUGGGUGGCUGUUUAUGAGUUUGUUCAACUAAUUUUUAUUACAGUACUUAAGGGAAUAAUGCUGACCUCAGCGAACUCAACGAUUAGUACUUUUGGACUGAUCACUUUUUUAGUCCUUUCAUAGGACCCAUCAGUUUAGAAAAUUGUUCUAUUUGAUUAGCAAUAAAGUACAUAUUUGAAUACUUUUUUUUAAGUGGGUAAACUUUAAUCAUAGUGAGUUUAACAAAAUAGCACUCUAGUUAGAGGCAAAUGAUACUGGAACGUUCCAACAGUUGAACAUCCGCUCCCCUCUCCCCCAUUUUAGCAAGGCUGGUAAUGGGACUUAAUUUGUUCAAUUCCCUGCCAGAGCCUUGCUUCUUUAGCCUUACUUUUAAUUACUGUGUCGUCUGUGCUGGAGCUAGAGGUAAGUAGUCUCCAGGUGAUAAUGCCUAUUGGGCUGGGGGGAGUGUCUUGCAAGGUCAGAAUGGCUGAAAAGCAGAAAUACGUCAGGGCUUGCUGAGAAUGAAAUUCACUACGAGGAUUUCAUUUAGAGGCUCUAGUUUACUUCUUUUUAGCAAAUAAAAACACUGCCUACUGAAAAUCUGAAUUUUAUUAUAUAAAUCAACUUUUUUAGUUGAAUGAUUUUACUCCAGAAUCACGCUGGCUUGAAUCAUCAGCUGAUAUUAUACGAAACAGAGCUGGAAAAAGAUGGAAAUAGAGUGGUUACCAGUGACUCAGAAACUGAGCUUCCGAAAAUUUAUUGAACAAUCUGACUUACUAGAAGAACUUAAAUAUGACUUCAAUGAAAAAGCUGAAUUGAGACACACUGAGACACAUGGGCCUUUUGCCUUUAACUAUUAUAAAAAUGUCCUGGAGAGGAACAGCAAGCGCUACUGGGCCCUGGGCCAUUUGCUUGAACAAUACAUUUAUGAACUUUUGGAGAAAGUGUGCAAAUUACAAAAAGUAUAUAUCCCACCAGAGGCUGAUGAGGAACCAAGAAGCUUCUUUUUCAUGAGUGAGAGAGCAUUAUCAAAUCAUCAUUCUGCUCUUCUUGUCCUCCUUCAAGACCACGGGGUCGUUAGAGCUGGUCAGUGGAGUCAGCAGGCAAUAAUACAUCAUGGUCUCCAACAUGGAAGUCAGAUACCGUGUAUUCAGAUGGCACUGCAGGCGCAUUAUGAUGUAAUUGUGCUAAACCCCAAUGACAAUUUUGUGGACCAGCAGACAGGAAAAGAGUGGAAAGGACUUUUAACACAAAAUGUUGAGUUCUCUUCCAGAAAAAUGGUUCAGACAGAGAGCUUCUCUCUCCAGGAGUCUCUCCAAUGUAUUCCAAAAAGAUGCAGCAACACCCCUGAAGAACACAUGGCUUAUAUUUGGGAUUACUUCAUUUCAAAGACUGAAGGCAAGGAUGUUGCCUUCAUUGUACAUGGUUAUGGAGGCUUGGUUUUUAUGGACUUGCUUGUUCGUAAAAAGUGGGACGUGAUGAGCAAAGUAUACGCUGUUGCACUUAUUGACUCUGAACAUCACGUAGGACACCAGUUGGGAAGCGAUGUCCAGUUAUUAGAAUGGAUAAAGCAGCACUGCCGUGAAUGGGUGACAAGUCCAAAGCCUUUGGAUAAACCUGCAACAACCAUUUUGAAAAAGGACUUUCCUACAGUUUCUGCUGGUACAGAAAAAUACAACUUAGCCCCUUCCUCUAGCCUUCAGUCUAUUUUUAAAUACUUUAGAAAAGCUUUGAAAGCCAAAGCAGCUAUUAAUUUCUCUCGAGUGUCCAUAGUGACCAGAAGCUCCACAAAAAGAAAGCAAAGAGCUUAAGUUACUUUUUUUGUCAUCUAAGAUUGUUUUGUCCUACUGAAACUUUGCUAAUGUAGGUGCUAGAAGAGAAGAACACUUCCAACUCACAUGCAGUGUUAUGUUCUGACUUCAAGUCUGAUUUGUUGACUUUUUUUAAGUAAAUAUGUUCUGCAAAUAUGUUCUGUAGCCUACUGAUGAACCAGGAAGUCAGUACCGUCAUUAAUAUUUUAGAAUAUUAGUCAAAGUAGUGUUGUUAGACAAUCAUCUUAGGAAAAGAUUUCAUAUGGUUUAAUAGAAUGACGCCAAAACUAUAAUUGAUAGAAAUUAAAUAUUAAGUCAGUCUUUGACUUCUGUAUUAUUAAUGCUAUAUUAAAAUUAUAAAUGAAAAUAAAAUUAAGUAUCAUAAGGUAACUCCAUUCUUGGUAUGUUUGUGAGUUUUUUCUGUUUUUCUUAUGUGUGUGUUUACUCAUACCUUUGCUAAUAUCUGACUGUCUACUAUCUACUAGUAACUAUUAAUGUUGGGCAUAUUGACAAACAAGGCCAACAUUGCCUUUAUCUUUAUUUGGGGUUCACAAUGAAAAGCAAAUUACAAGUGUGAAGAGUAUUAAGAAAUAAAGGGCGUCGUGGAACAUCCAAUAUGAGCGCUAAUAAUAGCUUUGGGAUUCAGGGAAUACUCCUUUGACAAAAUGAUGACUAGUUUGAAGAACAGGAGUAGGAAAACAAAGUCACAGUCAAAGGAAUCACAUGUGCAGAAGUCCUGAGGCAGAAGAAAGAAGUCCAGUUC
This is a messenger RNA of Dama dama (fallow deer), 3198 nucleotides long. RefSeq names its product putative protein FAM172B. The transcript is spliced from 2 exons. Gene Ontology annotation, biological process: regulatory ncRNA-mediated heterochromatin formation. Gene Ontology annotation, cellular component: nucleus. Gene Ontology annotation, molecular function: siRNA binding. Bases 1332 to 2435 code for a protein of 367 amino acids. NCBI's taxonomy places the organism in Eukaryota, Metazoa, Chordata, Mammalia, Artiodactyla, Cervidae. The record is from RefSeq and is a predicted model, not a curated record.